Molecule: messenger RNA, 1296 nt
Organism: Boeremia exigua
Lineage: Eukaryota; Fungi; Ascomycota; Dothideomycetes; Pleosporales; Didymellaceae
Product: pseudouridine synthase
Exons: 2
Biological process (GO): mRNA pseudouridine synthesis; tRNA modification
Cellular component (GO): mitochondrion
Molecular function (GO): RNA binding; pseudouridine synthase activity
Source: RefSeq, a predicted model, not a curated record
GCCGCCGCUGGCCGGAAGGUGCUCGAGGGCGUCUUCGCCAUCAACAAGCCGCAAUGGGCGUCGUCGGCCGGCGUGCUGCGCGACCUGCAGACCGAGUUCGCAACGGCGGAGCUCUUCCAGCCGUGGUUCGAGGCCACGCGCCGCCAGAUGCUGAUCUCCGGGUCCAAGAAGAAGCACAUGGACCAGCUGAAGGUCAAGCUCGGCCACGGCGGCACCCUCGACCCCAUGGCCACGGGCGUGCUGGUCGUCGGCGUCGGCAAGGGCACCAAGGAGCUCGGCAAGUUCCUCGAGUGCACCAAGAGCUACGAGUGCACCGUCCUGUUCGGCGCCGCCACCGACAGCUAUGAUGCCGUGGGCAAGAUCGUCAGCAGGGCCGACUAUGCGCACGUCACGCGUGAGCUGGUCGAGGAGAAGCUGGCCGCCUUCCGCGGCGACAUCAUGCAGAAGCCCAGCAUCUUCUCCGCGCUGAAAGUCGACGGCAAGAAGAUGUACGAGUACGCGCGGGAAGGGAAGGACAUCCCCGCCGUCCCCGCGCGGCCCGUGACCGUCGAGAAGCUCGAGCUGGUCGAGUGGCUGGAGCCCGGCACCCACGAGUACGCCUGGCCCAGCGAGGAGCUUGAUGAGGCAGGCAAAGCCGGCGCAGAGAAGCUGCUCGGCAUCCGCGCUUCAGACGCCGCCCAGCACCAGCGCAACGCAAAGCGCGGCCGCUCGCCCGCCAGCACCUCGGACCAGCAGUCCAAGAAGCCGCGCACUGAGUCUGAGCCUGCCCCGUCCGCCUCUGAACCUGCCGCUGCCACCGCCACCUCCGACCCCGCCCCGUCCGCCGAGUCCCACGCCCCCCAAAUCCCCACCGAAAUCGCCCAACACGUCGCCGCCGACGCGCCGCGCCCGCCCGCCGCCCGCCUGCGCAUGACCGUCACCAGCGGCUUCUACGUGCGCUCGCUGUGCCACGACCUCGGGCUCGCGUGCGGCUCGCUGGCGCUGAUGAGCACGCUGGUGCGCAGCCGGCAGGGCGCGUACGAGCUGCGCGGCGCCGACGUGCUGGAGUACGACGACCUAGGUAAAGGGAGCGGCGUGUGGCAGCCAAAGGUCACGGGCAUGCUGGAGCGGUUUAUGGAGCGCGAGGGCUGGGUCGCGGAGGAGGUCGAGGCGGACGAGGAGUGGGAGGCGCGGAAGAAGGAGGUGCUGGAGGCGCGGAGGGAGGGGGAUCGCGGGAGGAGUUACAAGGGCGGGAGGGGGAAGUAUAGGGGGGGUGGUGGCGGUGGGGGGAGGUAUAGUAAGGGGAUGGAUGGGGGG